CAUCAUCAUCAUCAUCAUCAUCAUUAUCAUCAUUCUGCGCCUUCUUCUUGAGUUACAAAUUGCCCAUCAUCAUCAUCGUCGUGAUCAUGAUCGUGAUCGUGAUCGUCAUCAUCAUCGUCAUGCUCACCACCUCCUUUGUUUUCCUUUUGUACCUUACCCAUUGCGACUGGUUUUCUGGCACUCUAACGAAACUGUUGUUGUCUCAGGGCGGCUCCUCGGGUGGGAGAAGAAAGGGAGAGGGGACGGAAUCAACGGCGAUGGAUGGAAGUGGGAUGAACCAUAAUGAGGAGGUGGCGGAGCGGAACUGCACAGAAAGCCCGCUUGUUCGUCAACAUGAAGAGCCUCAGAUAAUCGUUCGAGAUAAUGCACUGGGUCUAAGAGCUUCCAUUAAUCAGGUGGCUGGGCACCGUUUCCAAGAGGGAAGCGUAGGGUCCUUGGUUGAUGACUCAGGUAUCUUCUAUAAGCCAAUUCUUGAUGGCGCGAAGAAGGAAAGAGGCGAUUGCGAAGUUGCGUUCUACCAACAGUUGCAAACGAAAACAGGCACAGAUAUUCCUCCCGAAAUCCGGCGGUACGGUCUGUACGAGUUUGUGGUGAUGCCUUUUCGCCUGUGCAAUGCUCCUGGCACCUUUCAGCACGCUAUGAAUCGGAUAUUCCAUGACUACUUGGAUAAGUUUGUCAUUGUGUACCUUGAUGAUAUACUUAUCUUUAGUAAGACUGUCGAGGAGCAUGCAGCACAUUUAGACAAAGUCCUCAGUCUCUUGCGACAACACAAGUUCAAGAUCAACAGUGAAAAGUGUGAAUUUGGCCGCACCCGUGUCUUGUACUUGGGUCAUGAGAUCUCCGCGGAAGGGUUGAAGCCUGAUGACGCGAAGGUGGCCAGCAUUCGCGAUUGGCCACGACCUCAGUCCGUGACUGAGAUGAGAUCUUUCUUAGGAAUGACAGGCUACUACCGGACUUUUGUAAGAAACUAUAGCAUAGUGGCCGCUCCUUUGACUGAUCUGACCCGCCUUGACACCCCGUGGGAGUGGACAAAUGAGUGCGAGGCUGCUUUCAGACAUCUGAAGCAUGCAUUGACGCACUAUGAAGUCUUGAAGCUACCCGAUCUUGAUAAGCCAUUUAUAGUAACCACGGAUGCUAGCCAAUGUGGCAUUGGCGCCGUGCUUGCGCAGCAGGAGGGGCCAAAGUUGAGGCCAGUCGAGUACAUGUCAAAGAAGAUGCCGUCUCAGAAGUUGGCAAAGUCCACCUAUGAGAAGGAACUCUACGCCGUGUACAAGGCUCUAACCCAUUGGAGGCACUAUCUCCUCGGGAGGUUCUUCAUCCUUAGGACUGAUCAUCAGACCUUGAGAUGGAUGAGAACGAAGCCAGUACUUUCCGACGCCCUGAAGCGUUGGAUCGAGGUCAUUGAGCAGGAUGACUUCGACCCCCAGUAUUUAAAAGGGGAGUACAACAAGGUGGCUGAUGCCUUGUCGCGUAGACCUGAUUUCUCAGACAAGCCCCGUACUCAGGCUCCUCUUGGGCUGAUCAAGCCCCUUCUGAUUCCGGAGAGGUCGGGUGAGAGCCUGUCCAUGGACUUCAUGGAUACGCUAGUCACCAGCAAGAGUGGGAUGAGACAGAUCUUUGUCAUCGUGGAUAGGUUUAGUAAGUUUGCUAGGUUAGUAGCAAUGCCUGAGACAGCAAAGACUAAGUACGUGAUUAAGAUGUUCAAAGAAAACUGGGUGAGAGAUCUCGGAUUGCCCAAGUCUAUUGUGAGCGACCGAGAUGUCAGGUUUACAAGCGAGUUAUGGAAGGCCGCUGCAGCCGAACAGGGAACUCAACUGCAGAUGACUUCUGGGAAUCAUCCCGAAGCCAACGGCCAGGCCGAACAGAUGAACCGUGUUGUGCAACACCUGUUGAGGCAUUAUAUCAAGCCCAACCAGGUGGACUGGGACGAAAAGCUCGCACUUGUCGCCAGUCUGUACAAUAACGCUGUACACAGCGCUACAGGGGUGAGUCCUAACAGUCUACAACUAACGUUUAAGCCUAGACUGCCCUUAGACUUCCUACUUUCUGACAACCAGCCAACUGCCGCACCAGGCACUCUAGAGUUUGCCUACCGAUAUGAACAGAAGAUGCAGGAGGCUGUAGAGCACAUGCAGAAGGCGCAGGCAGCAAUGAUAGAAUCUGAGAAUAAACACCGCCGCCCUUCUACAUUUCAGGUUGGGGACAGAGUCUGGGUCAAGUCUUCAGAACUGGGACAGGAGUUCGGGAUAUCCCGCAAACUCAUGCCUCAGUACUUUGGACCUUGGGAAGUUUUAGACGUAGUUGGGACAGACCCUGAUGGUCCAUCAUAUGUCAUCUGUAUCCCUGGUCAUCUCAGAACUUACCCAGUCUUUCACGCCUCUAAGCUCGCUGCGUUCGAGGAAACUGAUCAGUUUCCCCCUCGUCGAUCAAUGCUGCCCCCAACCAUGGACGGAGAAGUCGACAUCGAUGAUAUCGUUGACCACAGGGAGAUGCCUGUUCAGAAGCCUCCAGGAAGGGAACGUCCUCCAAAGCCAAAGCUGCAGUUUCGUGUCCACUUCAGACAUCACACAGAUCCGAAGGAGGACCGCUGGUUUACUCGGGAGGAAUUGAUGCAGACCGCUCAAGUCGUUGCCCGCUAUGAGAAGGAUGUAUUGAAAGGAAAGCGCCAGAUGGCUCAGGAUUGAUCUUCUCAGAGGACUAACGAAGAUAUGGAGGAGGGAAUGCGAGGCUACGCCCGCUCAGCCCCUUCAGGGCCCUUUUUGCA
Molecule: messenger RNA, 2764 nt
Organism: Chara braunii
Lineage: Eukaryota; Viridiplantae; Streptophyta; Charophyceae; Charales; Characeae
Source: the annotation of a GenBank genome assembly